Mesorhabditis belari is the source of this 117-nucleotide messenger RNA. Lineage: Eukaryota; Metazoa; Nematoda; Chromadorea; Rhabditida; Rhabditidae. The record is from the annotation of a GenBank genome assembly.
AUGCUCCUCACCGUGAACAUUUUCCUACUUUUGCUCGCAAUUUCUACGCAAUCGGAAGUGACUUUUCAAGUCGAUUUGGUACCAAUUUGUGCGAAUGGCGCAUAUCCACCAAGUCCA